AUGAGGAAGUUGAUGUGGGUUUUCAGAAAAUUGAAACAGGUAGCAGAUGUUAAGAUCUUAACAACGACCUAUAAAGCUUUGGCCCAAUCUAUUCUUAGUUACUGCAAUCCAGUCUGGGGUGGAGCAGCUAAAACCCACUUGCUGACGUUGGAAAGAGGACAACGUGUCCUCCUUAAAGCUACCUUUAACAAACCUUCCCGGGCAAUCGAAGUGUGGCUGAAGACGGGGCGCCGCCACAGCGAUGUUCUAGACGAGCAGAAGCUGAGCGAGGGACAACUGAGACGUCCUGGAUCUACCGUCAUACUAUGGCUGACGUGUGAACAGUCGGUCCACGAUGUUCGUCUCAACGCAAGGGUCGACGCCAUGCUGGAACAGGGCCUGAUUGACGAGCUGCUGGACUUCCACGAAAGACACAACAAGCAACGAGUCAGGGACGGGCAACCACCAGACUACACAAAAGGCAUUUUCCAAACACUUGGGUUCAAAGAAUUUCAUGAGUACUUAAUGCUGCCACCUAAUAAAAAAGAUAGCGAUGAAGGCAAAAAACUGUUACAAGAAAGUAUAGAAAAUAUGAAAAUGGCCACAAGGAGAUACGCUCGGAGACAGAACAAAAUGGUGAAAAGCAGAUUCUUAAACCAUGCUACCAGAGAGAUACCUCCAAUUUUUGAGCUUAACACUACAAAUCUAUCACAAUGGGAUAAUGAAGUUAAAGAAAAAGCAAUAAAUAUAGUAAAAAGUUUUAUUACGAAUUCACCAUGCCAAUAUGAACAUUUAAAAUCAAAUGUUAGUGGUGAAAAAAGUAAUUUAAAUGCUCACUCAAGUAACUAUUGUAAGGAUUGCGAAAGGCUCAUCAUUGGAGAUAAGGAAUUUUCAAUUCAUUUAAAUUCUCAUAAACAUAUGAGAGUUUUAAAAGCCAAGAAGCGAUUAGCCAAAAAUGCUGAAAUGAAAAAAAAUGAAGACACUAAGAAAUCUGAAUAAAUAUAUACCAUUAAAAUAA
Molecule: messenger RNA, 997 nt
Organism: Melitaea cinxia (Glanville fritillary)
Lineage: Eukaryota; Metazoa; Arthropoda; Insecta; Lepidoptera; Nymphalidae
Product: tRNA dimethylallyltransferase-like
Exons: 5
Coding region: 1-978 (325 amino acids)
Biological process (GO): tRNA modification
Cellular component (GO): mitochondrion
Molecular function (GO): tRNA dimethylallyltransferase activity
Source: RefSeq, a predicted model, not a curated record